Messenger RNA from Lolium rigidum, 1163 nucleotides. RefSeq lists its product as uncharacterized. The coding region runs from base 296 to 979 and encodes 227 amino acids. The record is from RefSeq and is a predicted model, not a curated record. Gene Ontology annotation, molecular function: protein binding. Lineage: Eukaryota; Viridiplantae; Streptophyta; Magnoliopsida; Poales; Poaceae. The transcript has 4 exons.
UGAUAAGGAAAGUAGACUGUACAGGGCAUUUCUGUUUGCAAUUGUAAGUAAGAAUUUCAGUGCAAGGGAGUUCAAGAAGCUACCUAUUCCUUUGUCUGACACUAAUCUGAAACAUUCUAUUAUGUUAUCCAAUAGAAUACACAGGUAGUAACUUUUUGCAGUAUGUCUGUUCCUCUGAUUCCAUCUUGUCUUGUUUAAUAACUUGCAUAUUUAUGUGACAUUGAAUUUAUCAGUACUUCUACUAUUAGCUUAUGAGUACUGAGGAGCACAACCUUGCUCUCUGUCUGCUAGCCUUAUGACAGACAGAAGUGAUGGACCAAUUGGUAGUCUCCCUGAACAUCUCCUUGUAGAAAUACUGACUCGGUUACCAAUCUGUGAGUGGGUUCAAGUAUCAUGUGUCAGCAAGCAUUGGGCAAGCAUGUUCCAAGGAGAAUACUUGUGGCAAACCGCUAUUUCAAGGAAAUGGCCAUCAGCUGGUUUCCGUAGACGCUGGCCUGGGCCAAUUCCCAGAGGUUCUGCUAGGAGGAGAUUCCAAGCACUAUAUGUCAGCGAGAACCUUGUACCGUCUGGUGGCGAGAUUGAUGAGCUUGUUGGUCACACGUUUCUAUAUUUAAAAGAACAGCUUGAGAGCCUUGUCAUUCCUCCAUCCAGCAUACUUCAUGGCACCAUCAUUGAUCAGUUCAUUGCUUGUGGUAGGACAGGAGAAAAGGCCCAUGAACUUGCUUCAAAUAUAUGGAUUGCAGUCAUUGACAAUUUGGAAGAAAACCAGCAAACUUUCAUGUUGUUAAGACACCUUGCGCAAGAAGGAGAUUUUUUCCUUCCAUUUCCAUAUUCGAGGUCGUAUAAAGUACUGUGGAGGGUGUUCGACAAGCUGUUCACCGACUUCCGUGACUGUUUUAGCAGGGCAGAUUACCAUGACGCGCUAGCGAGUGCCAAGUCUAGGUUUCAGCCAGUACCUUCUUUAUGGCUUGGUCAUUAGCAUAUACAUCUGUUGUUUUUGUUGUGCCCUGGAUGCUGUUUUAGAUGUAGUUGCUAUACUUCCCAAGGUGAAGAGAUGGAUGCCGAGAGCCAAUUCCAAUGGAGGACUUGUAUGUAUUUAGCAGUUAGCUACAAGAAAAUCAAACUAUUGUUCGAUUGCAAGAAAAAGGGGAUGUUCUUGUAAA